AUGUAAACUUUAAGGAAGUAUUUAAAAAUUGGAUUAAGGAAAAGAUCUUAAAUACCAAUUGCUUCUUUUGAGGAUAAAGAAGAAUAAUAUUAUUAAAACAUGGACGAAUAGAAAUAAUGUGAAGAAUCACUAUAUUGUGAAUUUAAAAGAAUGAGUAUUUCUGAACAAACUGAUGAACAUCUUAAAAAUGCCAAAAAAAAAAAGUAAUAAUAGGAAGGAGAAAAUUUCAUGUUUCUAUAUUAAUCCAAUCAACAAAUAGUGGAAGAAAAUAUUAAUUACAGAUCUACUAAACACAGUGUUGAAUUAUAGGAAAUUGAAAUUAUUGACAAUUCUUCUAAUGUUCUCUAAGAUUAAACAAUAGAAUAAUUUAAUAUUAUUAAAGUCGACGAAAUUGAUUAUGUUAAUUAAUUAAGUUUCUUAAAAUAACAAACACGUCUAAACCAAGAAACAAAAUCUUAAUUUAAGUCAUUUAAGAAAAAUAAAUUUGAUUGUUUUUCUAUUAAACAUAAAAAAAUCUCAAAAUGA
Paramecium tetraurelia is the source of this 525-nucleotide messenger RNA. RefSeq lists its product as uncharacterized. NCBI's taxonomy places the organism in Eukaryota, Ciliophora, Oligohymenophorea, Peniculida, Parameciidae. The record is from RefSeq and is a predicted model, not a curated record. The transcript has a single exon.